ACACAGCACAGCACAGCACAGCACAACUCAUUCCAACCCAAUCGAAAACCAAGUUCAACUUCAAAACCAAACAGCAACAAUCCAACAUCAGAUGAACUUAUCAGCUUUCAUUCAUCGUAAUACAUUCUUUCUAAUCCCAGAAUCAAAACACGCCAGAGCAUUUCUCCUAGUGACGAUUAUCGAAUCAUUUAUCAAUAUCACCUUAGAAGCAAUCAUCAUUGGAAGAACAGAUUUAUUAAAAUCAUUAUUAGAUGCUAAAGCUAGAACACCUUUAGCUGUUUAUCUUGCGAUCUUUAUCUUGGCUCAUCUUUUUCAAUUGUUUUUGGCUCAUGAUGCUUUAAGACAAAAAAAUACAAUUCAACUUAUUGGUUUGUGUUGGUUUAAUUUGGCUUUCUUGGUUUAUGCUGUCAUUCAGGUACCUGAAAUCAAAGAAAUCGAAGAAGUAGGAAAACAAACCACACCGAACGAAGACCCCUCAAACGGAUCAUCUACAAUCCUCUUACUAGCCAUUCCAGCUGUCAUUACGAUUUCUGAAUUAGGAUUUAUUUAUUUACUUUGGUAUUUGUUUAGAGAGUUUGGUUGGCAAGUUUAUAAACAAAUCGGAGCUGAUCGUAGACUUAAAAGGAUGUAUUUCAUUUAUCAAAUUUUCAUCUGUGUACUUAAAUUUGAUUAUUUCUUUUUCUUUGCAUUCUCAUUACAAUUAGUUUUAUUAGUUCCAUCUGUUAGUAAUCUAGAAAAGAUCUUAACGAUCAUUGCCUUACCCUUAACGUUGGUGUUAUUAGUCUUGGGUUAUAUUAGUGUAAGAAAAGAAUCAGAUUGGAGUAUGGUGUCUUUUCAGAUCGGUUUGGUUUCUGGGGCUGGGUAUUUUGUUUAUAAACUUUUUAGGAUUUGGCAGGGUAGAGAUGAUCCACUUUCUUAUCAAAGUGUAUUUAAAUCUCUUACAGUGUUUUCGGUUUCAUGUUUGUUAUACGCAAUUGUGACUUCGAUUAUUGGAAUAAUUUGUUACAGAAACUUUGGAAACGGAUUGAAAACUUCAAUGAAUCGAAGGAAAAACGGAGAGAAUUUAGAUUCAUUAGGAAUGCAUUAUAAUCUAGAUUCGACUUCUACAAUCGAUCAAUCUAAAUCUAAUAAAUCUUCAAGUAAACUACAUUUACCUAGAAGACAUCAUGAUCCCAAUUCGGCAGCAGGGAAUGGGGCAGUCGAAUGGAGUGCAAAUCGAAUGUCAAUUGAUUAAUUUAAUUCUCUUUUUUUUUGCUUUUUUUCUUUUUUUCUUUUUUUUUGGUAUAUCACACUUUCAUUACAUAUCUUCGUUUUUUUGUAUAUCCAGAAAAAAAUCAUUUCCGUUUUUUUGCUUUUUUCACUUUUUUUUUCACUUUUUUCACUUUUUUCACUUUUUUUCUUUUUCUUUACUUUUUUUCUUUACUUUUUGGACUAUCGUUUUCAUUUACAUUUUCUUUUUGACUUUUUUUUGACUUUCUUAAAAAGUCGGUGACUGACUUUGAAACAAGAAAAAAAAGAAUCCAAUUUGUUUUCUGACUUUUUUUGGAACAAAAAAAACGAUAUUUGUUUACUCUUUUUUUUCUGUACAUUCAUGAUUGUUUCUUUGUGUAUAUUUUUUUUGUUCUUUUUGGUUUUAAAACAUUCUUUUUCUUUGAUUUUUGAAUUUUGAUUUUUGAUUGGAUUGGUAUGUUAUUCUUUGGUUUUGGUUUUGUUUUGGUGUGAUGUGUUGUUUUGAUGUGAUGAUGUGAUGUUGUGAUUUUGAUUUUGGUUUUGAUUUCUUUUUGUUCUCAUUUCAUUUCAUUUCAGUUUUUUUUUGCUCU
Molecule: messenger RNA, 1820 nt
Organism: Melampsora larici-populina 98AG31
Lineage: Eukaryota; Fungi; Basidiomycota; Pucciniomycetes; Pucciniales; Melampsoraceae
Exons: 7
Coding region: 92-1234 (380 amino acids)
Cellular component (GO): Golgi apparatus
Source: RefSeq, a predicted model, not a curated record